AUGAGCUUUGAAACCACAGCAAUCACUUUCUUCAUCCUCCUUCUAAUUUGCUUCAUUUGCAUCCUCCUUUUAUUGGUGGUUUUUUUAUAUAAAUGUUUCCAAAGCAAGAAAGAUGAAGAGACAGAAAAAAGUCCUUGUACAGAUGCUAAUGGAGGUGAAGAUUGUUUAGCUGCUAAUGCGGAGACAAACAAUUCAGGAGACCAACAAAAGACUAUCCUAACGCCAAUCACGGACUUAAACGCACCCAUGAGGCCUGGCAUUCUUGUCCAGAGACGGAGUAAAGAAGACACACCCUUAGAAAACAAAGAGAACAUAGAAGAGGAGGAGGACAAAACAAAAGAGAAGCAAGAGCCUAAGAAUGCUGGAGGAAAUGGUGAAGAGGAUGAAGAUUUGCAAAAACCACCUACACCUCUCACUAGAACUCCUUCAGGUGUUGAAAACCACAAAAGACCUUUAAAAGGAGUGACAUUUUCUAGGGAGGUAAUUGUUGUGGACCUUGGGAAGGAAUACCCGAUACCUCGAAGCUAUACUCGAGAACAUAAAGAGAGAAAAUGA
This is a messenger RNA of Neomonachus schauinslandi (Hawaiian monk seal), 555 nucleotides long. RefSeq names its product chromosome 10 C2orf74 homolog (gene DEMA1). The record is from RefSeq and is a predicted model, not a curated record. Bases 1 to 555 code for a protein of 184 amino acids. NCBI's taxonomy places the organism in Eukaryota, Metazoa, Chordata, Mammalia, Carnivora, Phocidae. The transcript has 4 exons.